AUGUUGGCCGUUGCCGAAAUUGGCUACAUCCUCACGGAUGUAUCUCUGCGGAGUACCCGACAAAGUACGUGGUGGAAGGUGCAGUGGCUUCUUCCUGUGUUGACCUAUGGCACCUACGUCCUCUGUGCGAGCACGUUCAGCCAGAGGACCGAAGCAGCGAACUACGGACUUGGCCACCACAGCAGCAAAGAUUUCUUUCUUCAGGUGGCGGAGGAAGGCCAUGCUUGGCCCAUUCGGCCGAGCAGGCCAACGCGCUUCCGCCGGGACGGCCCAGCAAGAGAGGUAGACCCGUCCAUGGCGGCCGGUUCGCUUGGAUGCCAGGAGCUUGUGCAGAGUGAGCCGUCACGGAACUGGAAAGCUACGCGACAGGUCCGUCAGGUCGCAGGGACCUGUUGUGCCCUCGCUGUGCUGUACGUCCUGUUCGACUGCAUGGGCCGCCUUUCAUGUGUGGCGGGCGCAUCGCCUGACAUGAUGGGAUUCAUUGCCAGAGCCUGA
Molecule: messenger RNA, 495 nt
Organism: Symbiodinium necroappetens
Lineage: Eukaryota; Dinophyceae; Suessiales; Symbiodiniaceae
Source: the annotation of a GenBank genome assembly